AUGGCCACAGGAACCCAAGGCAACCUUGACCAAGGUGUGGAGAAAGCAAAGCUUGCACCACCCAUGGGAAGGCGCAGAAGAGCAGAGGGAAAGCCAAAAAGGAAUUUCCCUUGCCAGGAGUGCCAGAAAGCUUUCAACAGUCUGGAGAAGUUGAAGGUGCAUUCUUACUCUCACACCGGCGAGAGACCCUACUGCUGCUCUCACCCUGGCUGCACCAAGGCUUUUGUCUCCAAGUACAAGUUACUAAGGCAUACGGCAACUCACUCUCCAGAAAAAACUCACAAGUGUUCUUACUGUGAGAAAAUGUUUCACCGAAAGGACCACUUGAAGAAUCACCUACACAUCCACGACCCAUAUAAGGAGGCAUUUGCUUGUCAAGAGUGUGGUAAGAGCUACAACACCAAGCUGGGUUUCAAACGCCACCUUGCCCUUCAUGCUGCCAAUAGCGGAGAUCUCACCUGCCAAGUGUGCCUGCAGCCAUUCCCAAGUACUGGAGUGCUUCUGGAACACCUCAAAAGUCAUGCUGGCAAGUCCUCUGGUGGGACCAAAGAGAAAAAGCAUCAUUGCGAGCAUUGUGAGCGUCAAUUUUAUACACGGAAAGAUGUCCGACGCCACAUGGUGGUUCACACGGGACGGAAGGACUUUCUUUGUCAAUAUUGUGCCCAGCGCUUCGGGAGGAAGGACCACCUGACACGUCAUGUUAAAAAGAGUCACCCUCAGGAGCUGCUGAGGGUGAAAACUGAGCCAGCUGAUUUGCUGGAGCCUGUUGUCUAUGACUUGGUGUCUGGGGGCAUUAAGGGAGAGCUCCCAGACACACUGACAACAACGCCACGUCAGCACAACUUCUAUACCGGCCCCAUUCUGGACUCGGAGCCUUUCCCCAACGCUGCACACUUUCUCUCUAUAAAAUACCCGUUGGGCUCCAACAUUACCUCAUACGCUGUCUCCUCACAGGAACGGGAGCAGAAUCUAAAGGGAGAACUGGAGAGCUAUCUAUUGGAAUUACAGAGUGGGAUGCCCUCCUCAUCCUCUGCAGCACAAGAUCUACAAGUCCCUAACUGCAAACUUGAGACGGGGGAUCAUGUGGACAUUCUGCAAGAAUCAACUGAAGAAAGGUCCUUGUCCAAAAUUGCCACAUCAGUGGCAACAGCUGCUUUGGCAAGCGACUCACUCGCGCCGUCCUCCUCCAUGAUGGACUUCUCACAGCUUUUCAAUUUCUUACCGCUACACGGGCCCCUGUACAACCAUACAGGGGGGAACGAGGAGCAGCAUACACUGAACGAAGAGGACGUACAUCUCCACCUGCCCGCCGAGCCAUCCGAAGGCCCCGGGGCUGCACAAAGUCCACUUCAAAGCCAAGCCUCCUUUAUUUGCAACUUGAGCACCCCCACCACGUUGCCACGCUUCCAUCAGGCUUUUCAGUGA
This is a messenger RNA of Nerophis lumbriciformis (worm pipefish), 1425 nucleotides long. The record is from RefSeq and is a predicted model, not a curated record. Lineage: Eukaryota; Metazoa; Chordata; Actinopteri; Syngnathiformes; Syngnathidae.